Messenger RNA from Aegilops tauschii subsp. strangulata, 459 nucleotides. RefSeq lists its product as uncharacterized. Lineage: Eukaryota; Viridiplantae; Streptophyta; Magnoliopsida; Poales; Poaceae. The record is from RefSeq and is a predicted model, not a curated record.
AUGCAGGUGGUCCUUGAAGACGCGGAGCGUGUGGAGAAGCAUGUUCUCAAUUUCAAGGGCUCGAUCAAGGGUCAUCGCGUGCUCAACUGCAACAGAUUGGCUUCUCUGGUUACCAGAAGUGCCGCACUCCGAAUGCUUGCAUAUGGCACGACCGCUGAUUCGUGGGACGAGUACCUACGAAUGUCUGAGAGAACAUGCGGAGAUGCCAUGGUCAAGUUUGCAACUGCCGUGGUCGAGGUGUUCGGACCUCAGUACAUGAGAGAACCAACUGUGGCAGACAUCGAGAGGCUCCUGGCAAUCACAGAAGCAAGAGGGUGGCCAGGUUUGUUUGGAUCUCUUGACUGCAUGCAUUGGAAAUGGAAGAACUACCCGAAGGCUUUACAAGGGCAAUAUCAGGGUCAUGUCAAGAAGCCCACCAUCAUUCUUGAAGCAGUUGUAUCACAUGAUCUUUGGAUUUGA